AUGACAAUUCAGAUAAUCAUUGGGACAUACGAGAAGGUCUUACACGGGAUAACAGCCUCGAUAACGAGUCAGGCCAAGGGACACCGUGAACAGAAACAAAUCGAAUUUGCGGAUACUUUCCUUCUUAACGCCCAUACCUCAGCCAUACGUUGCCUCGCUAUCUCGCCCUCCUCAACAGGUUCUUCCAAGUCUCAGAAAAUCAUACUUGCCAGUGGCAGCUCUGACCAAAUGAUUAAUCUUUACCACUUAUCUACGACACUACCGCAAAAGUCCAAAGGCUCCUCAAUACCAACAUUGGCCGGCAGCACCAUCAAGGAGAAUCCCAGAAAUCGAGAGUUGGGGUCUCUGCAACAUCACAACGCGGGAAUUAAUGCUUUGUACUUCCCUACACGCUCGAAGCUUUUGUCGGGGGCCGAGGAUAAUACAAUAGCGGUGGCUCGAACACGGGAUUGGACUGUGCUCUCGACAAUAAAAGCUCCGAUACCGAAAGCUCAUGGACGUCCAAGCGGGGAUACUGCGCCUUUUGGAGGGACUCCUGCCGGUGUGAAUGAUUUUGCAAUCCAUCCAAGUAUGAAGCUCAUGGUGAGCGUGGGAAAAGGAGAAAAGUGUAUGCGCUUAUGGAACCUGGUGACCGGCAAAAAGGCGGGCGUCCUGAACUUCGGAAGAGAACUUUUGCAAGGCGUUGGAGAGGGUAAAUGGGCAAGGGGGGAAGGCAGAAGGGUGGAUUGGAACACCCUUGGCGAAGAAUUCGUAGUGGCAUUUGAAAGAGGUUGUGCUGUGUUCGGCAUGGACUCGAAGCCAAAAUGUCGAAUAUUGCCUUUGCCACUUACCAAGAUCCAUCAAGUACACUACAUGACCUUAUCUGGGACCGAUGGCGGAACCAAAGACCUUCUGGCUGUCUCAACAGAAGAUGGUCGCAUAUUGUUCUAUGAUACCACAGACGUCGUCGGAACACAGAUCACCAAGUCCGCCUCGAAACUCGAGACACCCAUCUCUGACCCCAUCUGCCAAUUAGGAGGCGCUGCAGAUGAAAUAACUGGCCGUGUGAAAGAUUUUGAAAUCUUGAAACCACUAGGUUCAGAAGACUUCAUCAUCGUUACUGGUAGUAGCGAUGGUGCUGUACGCCUUUGGACGGUUGACGAGUCAGAGCUCGUAGACGAGGCAUCAAAAUCGAGAGAAGUGAAUGAUGAAGUAAGCAUCUCGGCCGAUGGCGGUGAUAGUAAAGCGAACGGGAACACAACGAAACUGCCCACCACAAGGCAAAUCGGAUUGCUCUUAGGCACAUACGAAGCGGGGAACAGGAUCACCUGUUUGAAGGCCUUUGUCAUGUCAGAACUAGAAAGCUACAAGACCAACGGUUCGGAGAACGGCAUCGAUGGCAAACGUGGUAACGAACUGAACUCUGGGGAUGAAAACAGUACGGGUAGCUGA
This is a messenger RNA of Letharia lupina, 1431 nucleotides long. RefSeq lists its product as uncharacterized. Gene Ontology annotation, molecular function: protein binding. Lineage: Eukaryota; Fungi; Ascomycota; Lecanoromycetes; Lecanorales; Parmeliaceae. The transcript is spliced from 3 exons. The record is from RefSeq and is a predicted model, not a curated record. Bases 1 to 1431 code for a protein of 476 amino acids.